AUGGCCAUAUUGUCUCGACGAUCGAUGGUGUACGCAAAGCAUCCGUACAAGACCCAUAUUGAAUUCUAUCAUUCAAGAACACUAUCGACCACGUCUAGAAUUUACCAAAGAAAGUACUUCCAGGAAAAGACAGAUCCAGAGUCAAAGUCACCAGAGAAAGAUGUAAAUACAGUGCUGAAAAGUCCCCAAACAAACCAAGCAGAGCCUUACGUGGAGUCUCCACUUACAAUUCUGGAUGUUGAUCCUGCCAUCAUCAUGACCGACGACUCUUCGAGCCAAGCAGCCGAAGGCGACUUCCUCACCACAAUCUUUGAGAACAUGGAGCCCUAUAUUGAUACCUAUGAAGCAUACAAGGAGCUACUUCGCGCUGGAUUCACUCCGUCGCAGAGUGACGAAAUCAUCUCCAUGCUUAUUGUGCAGCUUAACUCUAAACUCUCCAAGUUGUCUACCAAAUAUUCGCAAGCUUAUGAGUUGGAAAACGAGCAAUAUUUGUUUGAAAGUGCUCAACAGGAAUUGAGAGUGGAUAUCACUCGAAACAGAGAAAAUCACAUCAACGAGCUGAUUAACCAGAUCAAUGCACUUGAAAGAGAUUUCGACAAGGUUAGUGACGAGCUUAAUAACCAUUUCAUCCAGAUGAAAAAUGAUAUCCAGGUGGCCAUUAACGACCAGAAAUCCGAGAACACACUUAAGAGUAAGAAGAUCAUGCUUCGCAUCCAGGAAACUAACCACAAAAUUACUACAGAAGUUAACAUGGCCAUGAGGUCCGAAAUCGAAUCGUUGAGGUGGCAUUUGUCGCGCUGGGGUUUGAUAGCUAUUUUGGUUUCAGUGUUUUCGACUUGCGUGGUCUAUUACACGCAUAAGGCACUGAACCAGGGUAGAUCCAGAGAAAACGAGUUUGUGCCGCUUGUGAUCUACGAGCCUAGUGAGUUUGACGAGGACGACUACCAUGCUGAUUUGGAUCCAAACACCAUAUAA
Messenger RNA from Sungouiella intermedia, 975 nucleotides. Lineage: Eukaryota; Fungi; Ascomycota; Pichiomycetes; Serinales; Metschnikowiaceae. The record is from the annotation of a GenBank genome assembly.